UCAGUGUCGUGCGCGCAUAGGGCUGCUGCUGGUAGCAUUUCAAAUCGCUCUCGUUUGUCUUUUCGCUAGCCAUGGAGAGCGAUUUUUAUCUGCGGUACUACGUGGGUCACAAGGGUAAAUUUGGUCACGAGUUCCUGGAGUUUGAGUUCCGACCCGACGGGAAAUUGAGAUACGCCAACAACAGCAAUUACAAAAAUGAUGUCAUGAUCCGGAAAGAGGCUUAUGUACAUAAAAGUGUAAUGGAGGAAUUGAAAAGAAUAAUUGAUGAUAGUGAAAUCACCAAGGAGGAUGAUGCCCUGUGGCCACCUCCUGACCGGGUGGGCCGACAGGAACUUGAAAUUGUCAUUGGAGAUGAACAUAUCUCCUUUACAACUUCAAAAAUUGGUUCUCUUAUUGAUGUCAAUCAAUCCAAGGAUCCAGAAGGCUUACGAGUAUUUUAUUACCUCGUUCAGGACCUGAAGUGUUUGGUCUUCAGUCUUAUUGGAUUACACUUUAAGAUUAAACCAAUCUAAAUUAAAUAUUGGUGUGGACACAGGGGGAUGGGAGUAGCUAUUUUUAAUUACUGUUAUCAGGACAUUUUUGUGUAUAUCAUGGAAGUAUUUUUUGUAUGAACUCUAAAUGAUUGUCUUUCAUAAAUGUGACAAAAUGUAAUUUUUAUCAUUUUGUAAAGACACAAUUUUGUUAACCUCUGA
Molecule: messenger RNA, 692 nt
Organism: Suncus etruscus (white-toothed pygmy shrew)
Lineage: Eukaryota; Metazoa; Chordata; Mammalia; Eulipotyphla; Soricidae
Gene: MAGOH
Product: mago homolog, exon junction complex subunit
Exons: 5
Coding region: 72-512 (146 amino acids)
Biological process (GO): RNA splicing
Cellular component (GO): nucleus; catalytic step 2 spliceosome; exon-exon junction complex
Source: RefSeq, a predicted model, not a curated record